ACAUAUCCGGAUUCAUCGUCCUCUGCACUCAACUCACUAAUGGAUUUAAAUACGGCCCUAUCAAUACUGCGACAUUCGCAUACGAUUUCAGCAAGUGGCAACCCACCGUUAUCAUUCUCAGAUCCUUCGUCACUUUUAUCACUAACACAGCAUCUACGAAACUAUUCAUCAUUAAGCACUAAUCCAUCAAGCACAAAGCGUGUUGCACUUGAUGUGCAACCUCCACAAAGUCCUCAAUCGUGCUCUUCCUCUUCGGUUAUCUCCUCUAGUCCACAACAAUCUCCACAACGGAAACAACCUGCGCCAAUACCUAAUGAUAAAAAGGAUGAAGCGUAUUUUGAGAGGAGACGAAAGAAUAACGAUGCGGCGAAAAGAUCACGUGAUGCAAGACGGCAGAAAGAAGAGGCAAUUUCAACGAAAGCUGCAUUCCUUGAACAGGAGAACCUUCAAUUACGAAGCCAGAUUGCGCUAUUGAAGAAUGAAACUGCUAAACUUCAUCUCAUGCUGUUUGCACAGCCGAAACUGCUUGAUAAUCUACAACAACAAAUAAAAAGCGAUUGA
Messenger RNA from Anisakis simplex (herring worm), 561 nucleotides. The record is from the annotation of a GenBank genome assembly. Lineage: Eukaryota; Metazoa; Nematoda; Chromadorea; Rhabditida; Anisakidae.